Molecule: messenger RNA, 3328 nt
Organism: Cheilinus undulatus (humphead wrasse)
Lineage: Eukaryota; Metazoa; Chordata; Actinopteri; Labriformes; Labridae
Gene: hspa9
Product: heat shock protein 9
Exons: 16
Coding region: 237-2423 (728 amino acids)
Biological process (GO): cellular response to unfolded protein; protein refolding
Cellular component (GO): cytoplasm; mitochondrion
Molecular function (GO): misfolded protein binding; ATP binding; heat shock protein binding
Source: RefSeq, a predicted model, not a curated record
GUUGGAUAAUUCCAGAAGGAGCUUCGCAGUUAGUUCGCUGUAGCAGAUCCCCGUCAGACAGUCCGCUCUGAAUUAUCCGGGACAGGUCUAAUUGAACCGGGACAGGUCUAAUCUAACCUGAAGACCGCUGAGACCAGACUUCUUUCAGCUUUCUUCGUUCAUCAAACACCUUUAGUGUGAUUUAACGCUGCUAAGGUUUAGAUCAGUUUGGUUACCGUGCUAGCUGAGGUGCUAAAAUGUUGAGUGUUGCUAGAACCGUUUCAAGGACUCUCCCGACCGGCAGCUGUGCCCGGAACGUGUCCUCUCUGGUGAAGAAGGCAUGUUGGAGUGGGUUCCAUCCAGACUCUCUCAGAGUUCUGUCCAGGAGGGACUAUGCGUCUGAAGCGGUCAAAGGUGCCGUCAUCGGCAUCGACCUGGGAACCACAAACUCCUGUGUGGCGGUCAUGGAGGGCAAGCAGGCCAAGGUGUUGGAGAAUGCAGAGGGAGCCAGGACCACUCCUUCAGUCAUCGCCUUCACAGCCGAUGGCGAGCGUCUGGUGGGCAUGCCCGCUAAACGCCAGGCUGUCACCAACCCCCAGAACACGCUGUAUGCCACCAAGAGGCUGAUUGGGCGCCGCUUUGAUGACCCCGAGGUGCAGAAAGACCUGAAGAACGUCCCCUACAAGAUCGUCCGUGCGUCUAACGGGGAUGCCUGGGUGGAGGCUCAUGGGAAAAUGUACUCUCCAAGCCAGGCUGGAGCCUUCGUCCUGAUGAAGAUGAAGGAGACUGCAGAGAACUACCUGGGGACUAAAGUGAAGAACGCCGUGGUGACCGUGCCAGCUUACUUCAACGACUCUCAGAGACAGGCCACCAAAGAUGCUGGUCAGAUCGCCGGUCUGAACGUCCUGCGUGUCAUCAACGAGCCGACGGCUGCUGCUCUGGCGUACGGCCUGGACAAAACCCAGGAUAAGAUUAUCGCUGUCUACGAUCUGGGAGGAGGAACCUUCGAUAUCUCAGUCCUGGAGAUCCAGAAAGGGGUUUUUGAGGUGAAGUCCACAAAUGGAGACACCUUCCUGGGAGGAGAGGACUUUGACCAGCACCUCCUCCAACACAUUGUCAAAGAGUUCAAGAGAGAGUCUGGAGUUGAUCUGACCAAAGACAACAUGGAGACCACCUUACAUCUGAGGUCCAGGAGCACACUGUGGUAUCAGUAUCAAGUCCAGGCGUGGUCCAAGAGCAGACUGUAUGUAGUAUCAGUAUCAGGUCCAGGCCUAGUCCUGGACCAGAAACCCUCACAUAGCAGGGUUUCUGGUCCAGGUCCAGGUUCUUGUUGGUUCUUGGUAACAGCUGAAUCAGAGGUGUCCCGUCCUCUCCUCCAGACCGACAUCAACCUACCCUACCUGACCAUGGACGCCUCUGGACCCAAACACCUGAACAUGAAGCUGACCCGGUCUCAGUUUGAGGGCAUCGUGGCCGAUCUGAUCCGCCGUACCGUGGCUCCCUGUCAGAAGGCCAUGCAGGACGCCGAGGUGUCCAAGGGGGACAUUGGAGAGGUUCUUCUGGUUGGAGGAAUGUCCCGCAUGCCAAAGGUCCAGCAGACGGUCCAGGAUCUGUUCGGCCGGGCUCCCAGUAAAUCUGUGAAUCCUGACGAGGCCGUUGCCAUAGGAGCAGCCAUUCAGGGCGGAGUUCUGGCUGGUGAUGUCACUGAUGUCCUGCUGUUGGAUGUGACCCCGCUGUCCCUGGGUAUCGAGACUCUGGGAGGAGUCUUCACUAAACUGAUCAACAGGAACACGACCAUCCCCACCAAGAAGGGCCAGGUGUUCUCCACAGCUGCUGACGGGCAGACUCAGGUGGAGAUCAAGGUGUGUCAGGGUGAGAGAGAGAUGGCGGCAGACAACAAGGUCCUGGGUCAGUUCACUCUGGUGGGAAUCCCCCCCGCCCCCCGUGGCGUUCCUCAGAUCGAGGUCACCUUUGACAUCGACGCCAACGGCAUCGUCCACGUCUCUGCCAAGGACAAGGGCACGGGCCGAGAACAGCAGAUUGUGAUCCAGUCCUCAGGAGGCCUCAGUAAAGACGACAUCGAGAACAUGGUGAAGAACGCUGAGAAGUAUGCCGAGGAGGACAGGAGGAGAAAGGACCGCGUGGAGGCCGUCAACAUGGCCGAGGGCAUCAUCCACGAUACAGAGUCCAAGAUGGAAGAGUUCAAGGACCAGCUUCCUGCUGACGAGUGCACCAAGCUGAAGGAGGAGAUCUCAAAGGUUCGGGAUCUUCUGGCCAACAAAGACUCUGAGACAGGCGAGAACAUCAAACAGGCGGCCAGCACACUGCAGCAGGCGUCGCUUAAGCUCUUCGAAAUGGCUUACAAGAAGAUGGCAGCAGAGCGAGAAGGCAGCAGCAGCAGCUCGGGUUCAUCAGAGGGAGAGAAGAAGGAGGGUCAGCAGUAAACCUUUGCACUUUGUGUCACUGGGUUUCCAUGACAACAGAGGACUGUUGGACUGGGGCGGGGACUAAGGGCAGGGAGGGCGUGGCAGUUUGGAGUGACUAACUGGACCCUGGUCAUUCUCAGCGUGGUAAAUUAUUCUACUGUGUUUUGGCAGUAAAACCCUCUAGUUCAUGUUAAUGUGCUCCUGUGAUAUCCUGUUUAUCUGACUCAGCUGAUCAGAGUUCAUGUUUUUGUCUCAUGUUUUUUUUUUUCUGUUUGACUGGAACAGUCCGGAUUGUUCCUGCAGAGCGAAAGUUCAGACGCUCAUGUAAACCGUCUCUAUGUUAGCUCACAGUCUCGUAGUUCAUGAAGUAUUUAACGUCAGAGGUCCAGGUCAGUCUGACUCUAAACACUGAUGCAGAAUCACAGAGUUUAUUAUUUCAUCAGUUUCACUCUUGUGUAAAAAAACAUCUGCAGCUCUAGAACAGAGAUCUGGUCCUGUCCAGAAGUCCUCUGGAGUUUAAAGCGUUGGUCCAGAGGACUUCAGGAGUCGGCCUUUACUGAUAAUAAGAAAAACUAUAAUAAAUGAAUAAAAUAAUGUCUGUGUGAAUGUGAGGAUGAGGCCAAGCUUCAGGGAGUCUGCUUAGAACGACGCGGGUUCAUACCAGGUGAUCGUGGACGUUUGAAGCUGUACAGCAGAAGACGAGGCCUUAGUCCGUUAGUGAUUCAGACAGCAGGAGCCGCUCUCUCUCUCUCUCUGUGAUUGUUGCUGCAUGGAGGUCUGAUCCAGAUCCUGGUCUGAGGUCCAGACUGAACUGAAAUAAAGAGGAAGGGUUUUUUUCUAAAGGGGCAAGAUUAUAUUAGUGGAGUGAAAAUGGAGGUCAUGAUUAGUGUUUGUCUUUUUCUAAUAAAAAAUCUGAAAUGUGA